This is a messenger RNA of Penaeus indicus, 1622 nucleotides long. Its product is annotated as CLIP domain-containing serine protease B4-like. Gene Ontology annotation, biological process: proteolysis. The record is from RefSeq and is a predicted model, not a curated record. Bases 303 to 1439 code for a protein of 378 amino acids. Gene Ontology annotation, molecular function: serine-type endopeptidase activity. Lineage: Eukaryota; Metazoa; Arthropoda; Malacostraca; Decapoda; Penaeidae. The transcript has 8 exons.
AGCUUUCGUACCUCAACCCGAACACCAAGGUCAGCGCAAGGAGGAAAUGUUGUAUAUAUAAUCAACAUAGGAACUAAAUAUUAACAGUGGAUCCUGAACCACAAUCAGAACUAAAUCCUCCUCCCGACUUCCUGUAAAAAAAAAAAAAAAAACGAUAUCAAAUUAAAGGGAGUUUUGACCGCCGAGGGAGUUUACAUAAAAGGCGUGGCUAAGAACCGGUAUUCCUGCAGGCACUCUUCAAGCGCCAGACCACGUCAGGUUCUGGUAAGAGUCGUAACUGGUGGUCCGUCGUGCUGGUAGCGAUGGUGGCCUUGGGGAAAGUCGUCAGUAUGGUCGCACUGGUGAUCUUAGUAACCAUAGGAAUUCUGGUACCUGUUCAAGGAUCAACCUGCACGACCCCCGAUUCCGCCAGAGGAACCUGCAGGAAGGUCCACGACUGCCGCGCCCUGAGGAACCUGGUGGACUCCGCCUUCAGGACCAAGAGGCCCCAAGACGUGUCCCUCCUUCGCCAGUACGUCAACAGCUGUGGCUUCGACCGCCAGAACCUGACGGUGUGCUGUCCGGAGGCGGCGCAGAAGCCUCUCCCCGAGGUAGCUCCGGAGGUCAUGGCGAAGCUGAAUCAAUGCGGCGUGAGAGCCUUGACGGACAAGAUCAACCUAGGAGUCGACGCGCAACUCAAUGAGUUUCCUUGGAUGGCACUGCUCCGGGGAAGAGUGGGAGGCAGAGAAGCCUGGCACUGCGGGGCGGUUCUCAUUCACCCCCGUUACGUGCUCACCGCCGGCCAUUGCGUCAGAGACCCCAAUAUACCAAAUCUUUCUCUCCUGGGCGUGCGCCUUGGGGAGCUCAACCUCACGACGAACCCGGACUGCUACCUCGGCCUCUGCAACUCGGUGGUGGACGUGAGCGUGGAGCAGAUCCUCGUCCACCCCGAGUACAAUAGAGACUGCCUCGCUUGCCACGACUUGGCGCUCGUCAGGCUGAGUCGCCCGAUCGAGAACCUUCUGCCCCGUAUAUACCCGAUCUGCCUCCCUCUGGAUCCUGAAGAAGACUUCGGUGGUAGUGUUGACGCCCUUCAGAACUCUCGUGACUUGGGCCUGAUCGCUGGCUGGGGCUCCGUCGCGGGAGAUCCGUUCAACGCCCAGCUGCCGACCGUGCUGCAGAAGGCUCCGGUGCCCCUCAUGCGGACGGCUUUUUGUGACGCCCUCCAGCAGAGGUACCCUGACCCUUCGUCUACCCUUUGUGCGGGCGGCGAGGGCCCAAUCACGUGCAAGGGGGACUCGGGAGGUCCUCUUAUGAUUGACAAUGUCUCGAGGACGCGGUGGUACGUCUUGGGCAUCACCAGCAAAGGGCCCAGGACAUGUGGCGCCUCGAAUGCGCAAACGCUGUUCACGAACGUCCACUACCACCUGCCCUGGAUCCUCUCCAACCUCAGGCCGUAACUACUGGUGAAGCCGCCGGGUAUUGAAAUAAUAAUAAUAAAAUAAUAUAUGUCUUUGCCAGGUAAUGAACUAGAUGCGAAAAGAUUUCAUUUAAUAAAUGAUGCACUCAUUCAGACUUUCUGCUCCAUUAGAAUAUGUGAUGUGCCUUGAAGAAAAAAUGAUGGAAUAGAACUACGUCUCAUA